AUGAGGCCCGUUUCCGACGACGAGUCGGUGAUUCUGAUUGUCUCCCCAAAAUUUGCCACAGUACAUGAUCAUGUUUCCUUCCAAUGGAGUUUGAAGAUACACGGUACAACCGGAAGGAUAACUGCAUCAGAUGAUGAUAUAGAAGAAGAUGAUGAUCUUCCCUCGAAUUACGUUGCCGUUGAGCUAUACUUUGUUGAUGGACCAGUUAGUCAGGUGGAUCUUCGCGCUGUUGUUCGUGUAAUGCAAAAGGAUGCAAUGGCCGAAAAACCGGAGAUGGUUGAAGAACGUAGUACGAUAUCGAUGCAACGCGGGCGCUGUUGUGAAAUAACUGACAAGGAUCGUACUGAGGUUUCUGACUACCUCAAGGGAAAUGUUGGGGGCGUUGUGAAGGUGUCAGUUCUGAUUAAGAUGGACGCAAAACUAUUUGAUCCGUAUACAUAUCUAGACAAAGUCUCCCCUACUCCUCACAAAUCCUUUCUAACGACCAACUAUAAUGCGCGAGUGAAUAGCAAAGUUUGGAGGAGACGAUCGAGAAAGAAAUCGGUUAAAGAAGAUAACGGAAAAGUCAGCAAAAAAGACAAGAGCGAUAUUGAGUUGAAAUUUGCGGAAGUGUUGGAACAGGAACGAAAAUUGGCUCAAGACCCUAACCGUCUACGCGUAUCUGCGCCAUCAUCGAGACGAGGAUCUACGCAGACUUUGUUGAGCAAUCAUCAUAUCCCGGAUCACGAGCAUCUUUUCAAAAAGCUGCUUGUCAAUUGUUGUGAUUCUUGUGAACGAAGACGUGGCUCAUUUUUCUACGACAGUCGGACAGAAGACGAAUCAGAAGACGGUGCUGAGGAAUCUGAUACGAGUGAAGAAGAAGAGGAGAGAUGUUUUGAAUGUCGCGACAGCGAGAAAAUGCACAUUCAUGACGUGGGUAAUUCAGACACGUGUGUCAAACCCUACCCGUAAUU
Molecule: messenger RNA, 953 nt
Organism: Strongylus vulgaris
Lineage: Eukaryota; Metazoa; Nematoda; Chromadorea; Rhabditida; Strongylidae
Source: the annotation of a GenBank genome assembly